Messenger RNA from Polyodon spathula (Mississippi paddlefish), 2641 nucleotides. RefSeq names its product cyclin-dependent kinase-like 1. Gene Ontology annotation, molecular function: cyclin-dependent protein serine/threonine kinase activity; ATP binding. The record is from RefSeq and is a predicted model, not a curated record. Gene Ontology annotation, biological process: protein phosphorylation. The transcript is spliced from 10 exons. Gene Ontology annotation, cellular component: nucleus. Bases 476 to 1519 code for a protein of 347 amino acids. NCBI's taxonomy places the organism in Eukaryota, Metazoa, Chordata, Actinopteri, Acipenseriformes, Polyodontidae.
CUUGCCCUAUUUUAAGACUCAUUGUUGGAUGCGUGUCUUGAAUCCAUCGGGCAGCUAUUUCAGUCGCUCAUAAAAUAUUCAUCGUGUUAAAAAAAAAAAAAGAGAGAGCUUUUCCAGUUCCACUCAGCUGGGACUCCCUCCAGUAAGACGAUUGUUUUUCUAUUUCAAGAACAGUGACCCUGUUUUUAUUUUUGUAUUUAUGUAUUUUAUUUUUCCGGUAAGACCUAACGCACAGCUGAAUGGCUUUGGCUGUGCUACAGUGUAUUUCUGUGAGGUCAGAGCAGAAUGUUGGCAUGGCUCUAAGGAUUAAUGGAAAGACCUCUCAACUUGAUUAGAGGGAGCCCCUUAUAAUCCUUUCACAACAGAGGAGGCUCCACAUCACUGCGCCCUGCAGGACCCGGACAGAUUCCCGCACUGAGGGUUAACCCUGAAGCCCGAAGGAGAGCGCCGCCCUGCCGCUGUCCCACAGCAGCGAAUGGAGAAGUACGAGAAGCUGGGGAAGAUCGGGGAAGGCUCGUACGGGGUCGUGUUCAAGUGCCGGAACAGAGACACGGGACAGAUCGUGGCCAUCAAGAAGUUCGUGGAGUCCGAGGACGACCCUGUCAUUAAGAAGAUCGCUCUGAGGGAAAUCAGGAUGCUGAAGCAACUGAAGCACCCGAACCUGGUGAAUCUGAUCGAGGUGUUCCGACGCAAGAGGAAGCUGCACCUGGUGUUCGAGUACUGCGACCACACAGUGCUGAACGAGCUGGACCGCUACCCCCGAGGGGCACCGGAGCACCUGGUGAAGAGUAUAACUUGGCAGACGCUCCAGGCUGUAAACUUCUGCCACAAACAGAACUGCAUUCACAGGGAUGUGAAGCCAGAGAACAUCCUCAUCACCAGACAGCAGGUCAUUAAACUGUGUGACUUCGGAUUCGCCAGGAUACUGACUGGCCCCUGUGAUUACUACACAGACUACGUUGCGACGCGCUGGUACCGGGCCCCAGAGCUGCUGGUCGGGGACACACAGUACGGGCCCCCUGUGGAUGUCUGGGCCAUCGGCUGCGUCUUCGCAGAGCUGCUCUCUGGCGUCCCCUUGUGGCCGGGGAAAUCAGACGUGGACCAGCUCUACCUCAUCAGGAAAACACUGGGUGAUCUCAUUCCUAGGCAUCAGCAGGCAUUCAGUACUAACCAGUUCUUCAGUGGAGUCAGCAUCCCUGUGCCAGACAACAUGGAACCUUUAGAAUUGAGAUUCCCGGGCGUUUCUUCCCAGGCGCUGGGGUUAAUGAAGGGCUGUCUGCGGAUGGACCCUGCGGAGAGGCUGGCGUGUGGUCAGCUCUUGGAGCACCCGUACUUUGACAGCGAGGCGGCGGCGGGGAGGGAGCAGGAGCGCGCCACCAAGAGGAGGGCCAGACUGCCACGCAAACACCUCCCGCCCGGGUAUUUGCCUCAGCUCACCAGCAGCAACAUAUUCCCAUCUUCGGACAGUAAGAAGCACUACAACUUGAGGAAAUUCAAUUACCACUUUCCCAACAUCUAACUCCCACGCAGCGAAGCCUGCAGGGCAGGACACCGGCAGGGACUCGGGAGGGCUGGAAAACAAGCGAGGCAGGUGUACACAAGCACCUACUGCAAUAUCAAAAAACAACACAAAGCAAAGAGGUGUUGAGUUUUUCCAGUGCAGUGAGACCAAUGAAGACUGGCGGUUCUGAGAGGGGCUGCAGUCCGAUGGGGUUCUCCUGGGCACUGAUAUUUAUUUAUUUCCUCCUUGAUGUAAUGAUUUCUUUAGUCUUUGUGCGUCUGUGAUGACAAGGUACUCUAAACACAGUUCCGCGGAUACAUUUCAUACCCGACACGCUGGGCAAAGCAGAACCAUGCUGCCUUCAACCAAUCUACUUGCAGUACAGUGCGUCAACUAAAGUUUGCCAAUCGAUACUUUUAAUGUAUUUUUAUGCAAAGCAUGGGCAAACCAAAUCCUAUGCAUAGUGGUCAAAACGGUCCUAAUAGGGACCACGACAGGGGCUUCAUGUUAAACAACACUGUAGAAGCUGAUGAAAUCGGCUGAGCAGUGUUCAGUGUCAGCUCAACCCCUUGGAUAAUCAGAUUGGCUUGCCUUGUCUUUCUGUGCAAUUACAAACCCCUCACAUUUCAAUUGCCUUGUUGGCUACUUUUAUAGGGAAACAAAAAGCUUUGCCAUGUUACAGCUGGGGAUGCACACAACAACUGCAUUAUACCACUAUGAGGACUUUUACUGAGCACAAAAAUACAGAUUUUUGGAUUGAGAAACUCAGCGAAUCCUCCCCAGAAUUCUGUCCUGUCUGCGAGAGCAGCCGUCUGUCAGAGAGCUGCUGCUGCGUCUGUUUAUCUGUGUCUCGCAUGGCCAGGACUGCAAAUUGGAAUUAUUAGAUAUUUUUCCUUGGUUGUUAGGACCACAACAUGCCAAAUUAAACAAAAUAAUAAUAAAUCACAUUAAUAAUAUUAUUAUUAUUAUUUUUAGCAAAUCCACUCAAAUCAUAGACUUUGGAUUUGUGUAUAUAUAAAAUGUGUGUCUAUAUCUAGCUGUACUUUUUGUAUUGAGUAACGAAGAAGAGGUAUCAAAUACAAAUAUUGAAUAUAAAAAAUAAAACAGCUUGUAAAGUGCUUUAUUAAAUCUGUGGUGAAA